ACCCGGUAUAUAAAUUAAUAAAAGCAAGCCCUAGCUGGUCAUUAGAACGAAGGUGCAACGUAAACAUCUACCGGAAAAAUAAGAGGUGCAGCGUAAACUGACCGGUAAAAUCGUCAUGAAUGAUUUGCCCGGGUUUCGUUUCUUCCCGACUGAAGAAGAACUGGUGUUAUUCUACCUGCACAACAAGCUCAACAGGAGAAGCAGGCCAGACCUCGAAAGCCUGAUCGACAGGGUCGUACCCUUACUGGACAUAUAUGAGUUCAACCCCUGGGAACUUCCACAGUUCGCAGGGGAGCCGUGCCAGGGGGAUCCCGAGCAGUGGUUCUUCUUCAUCCCGAGGCAGGAGAGCGAAGCCCGAGGGGGUAGACCGAAGCGGCUCACGGCUUCUGGGUACUGGAAAGCCACCGGAUCUCCUGGCUUGGUCUAUUCUUCGGGGAAUCGCAUCAUAGGAGUGAAGAGGACCAUGGUGUUCUACAGUGGAAGGGCUCCAGCUGGUAGGAAGACCGAGUGGAAGAUGAACGAGUAUAAAGCAAUUGAAGGAGAAGCCUCCUCAUCGAGUGGUGCAAUCCCGAAGUUGAGACAAGAGUACAGUUUGUGCCGGGUCUACAAGCAAUCGAAAUGUGUUAGGGCAUUCGAUAGGCGGCCAUUAUUGGCAGUCGGCUCCACGGCUCAACAGCAGGAGCAACUUCAUGGCAGUGUCGAAGCAGUGGCGUCAUCCAGUUCCCAAAACUCUCCAGGACAAGAGAGAAUUUCCGGUUCACCCGGAAAUGCUUCCUCCUGUGACGAUGGGGAUCCACCUGUGCCAUCUGGAGGCACUGUUGAUGGUGCCGAUGAUCUUAUGAACAUGGAAUGGCUGGAUCAAGAUCAACUGACGAUCAACUGGUUCCACGGGAUACAGUAGUGACGACGCAACAUUCUCCCGUUGUCCUAUGACCAAAUACAGUUCUAACUGGUUCUCGAUCUCUUCAUUUUCUUUUAUCCUUAUCCAUUGUACUAAGCCUAUAGGCUCGCUUAUAGAGAAAUAAGUUCAUAAUGUAGUUGUUGUUUCUAUGUACUUUUCCCAAAAGAAGAUACAAUUUUAUGUACGACGAAGGCAUUCUUCAUGAUUCGAUCUUCUGAGGUAUCACAGUACGUAAAUUAA
This is a messenger RNA of Punica granatum (pomegranate), 1141 nucleotides long. Lineage: Eukaryota; Viridiplantae; Streptophyta; Magnoliopsida; Myrtales; Lythraceae. The record is from RefSeq and is a predicted model, not a curated record.